AUGAGCACGAUCGAUGGCUUGCAAAUCCUUCAUUGGAUUCCAGUCGUGAUCCAGGAAGAUUACUGUAUCGGCACCUGUGAGAUUCAGACCAACACCACCGACCUGAAACGAGACACGGGAACGUCUCCAUCUAGCACUAAAUGUGAUACGACACUUCCGAAUUCUCCACUACUCAAAGCAUUCGAAACAAGUUUAGCCGAGUUGAUAUUCUCGAAGCAUACUCGUAUCGAAUCCUCCAGUAAUAUCUUCUCGAAUGACACGUGGAAGGCUACUCGGUGCACCGAGAACAUUGAUAAAAUUGGAGUAUUCCGCUCGUUUUUUAAGUCACGACGGGAAUUAAUCGACGGAACGCUUCUCCAGCGGCGUCACGAACUGCUUCGCACUGAUCUAUUUGGUCGGACUGUCGAAUACGCUGCCUUGCUCACGUCUUCAGGCGCUCCUCCAGUGGCUUCCGUACUCGUUCGAUCAAAUCCUCGUACAACACAAUAUUCGAUGAAUUCAUUGCAAUCUUUUGUCAAUCCAUGUACAAUAGUUGUCAUCUCAUCGUACUGCUUCCCAGGACCUCUCACAAUUGAAUCUGCUAGUUGUAUGAUUGUCAUUGGUGGCGGUUUCUCUGUGAUUUUUGCAUUAACUGCUGCUCUAUAUAGAGCGGCCCACUCGUUGACAACAAUCGAAACUCCUAGAUUGUGCAUUAUGCUCUGUCGAUGUUUUAUUGUUACUGGAAAUUCCAUCGACAUCGCAUGCGAAUACAUCGAUUUGAGGAUUACGGUGAUCGAGAAGAAGACAUCCAAGCCAGUUUCCAACUUUCUGACUUACAUCACCUUUUUCUAUAAGAAUAUGCCUGAAAAUAGUUGCUUGAGAGAGUUCGAUGUCUCCGGAGAUCUGGAGCCCAGCGAUGUCGUGUGGAUCGGCGCGAUGAGCGUACGAGAUGAAGCGCUCUCCGUUGACGAAGACUUGGAAGGCGUAGUCCUCGUUUUGGAUGACAAGGUCGAAUCCUACUCCCUUCUCGAAUGGGAUCUUUCCCUCGCGCUCCUCAUUUCCCCACUCGUUGGCGGCGAGCGAGUUGCGGAUGACAAGGUUGACGUGGAAGCGCUUGGCCUUCUUCUCGACGGUUCCGAAGACAAGGAGGCUCUUUCCAACUGGAAGUCCGUUGGCAAGUCCGCUUUCGUAUGGAACUGGGUAGUACUUUCCUCCCCAGUGAACGUGGUUCAAGUAGAGAUCUCCAUCAAUGGAGAGAUGAGAGAUCGACGACAGUGGAAGACGGUGCUCGUAGUCCUUGAACUCCUUGUGGUCGACGAUGAUCUGUAA
This is a messenger RNA of Caenorhabditis remanei, 1308 nucleotides long. RefSeq lists its product as uncharacterized. The transcript is spliced from 8 exons. The record is from RefSeq and is a predicted model, not a curated record. Lineage: Eukaryota; Metazoa; Nematoda; Chromadorea; Rhabditida; Rhabditidae. The coding region runs from base 1 to 1308 and encodes 435 amino acids.